GUGCGCAGAGAAGCGGUUGCCGUUUGCCGUCGCCAGGCGCUUGACGGCGGCUGUCGAGGGAGCGUCCGUCGCCCUCUCUAUGGGGAGGAGAAGAUGGCCCCCUUCCCUGAGGAGGUGGACGUUUUCACGGCCCCGCACUGGCGGAUGAAGCAGCUCGUCGGGCUUUACUGCGACAAGCUUUCUAAAACCAAUUUCUCCAACAACAAUGACUUCCGGGCUCUACUCCAAUCCUUGUAUGCCACUUUUAAAGAGUUUAAAAUGCACGAACAGAUUGAAAAUGAAUACAUCAUUGGCUUACUUCAGCAGCGCAGCCAGACUGUGUAUAAUGUACACUCGGACAACAAGCUGUCAGAAAUGCUUAGUCUCUUUGAGAAAGGAUUGAAAAAUGUGAAGAAUGAAUAUGAACAGUUAAACUAUGCGAAGCAGCUGAAGGAGAGACUGGAAGCUUUCACCAGGGAUUUCCUUCCUCACAUGAAAGAGGAGGAGGAGGUUUUCCAGCCUAUGUUGAUGGAAUAUUUUACUUAUGAAGAAUUAAAAGAUAUAAAAAAGAAAGUAAUUGCUCAACACUGCUCACGAAAGGAAACUGCAGCAGAAAUACUUAGAGGUCUUAGUCUCUGGAAUCAAGCUGAAGAACUCCAGAAAGCUUUUAAAUAUUCUGUGGAUGAAAAGUCAGAUCAAGAAACUGAAGAAACAGGGCAAAUCACCAGUAUUAUUCAUCUUCCUUCUGAGGUGAUGCUGACUAUUUUUAGCUACCUUAACCCACAAGAGCUGUGCCGAUGUAGUCAAGUCAACACCAAAUGGUCUCAGUUGGCUAAAACAGGAUCUCUUUGGAAACACUUUUAUCCUGUCCAUUGGUCCAGAGGAGACUGGUCCAGUGGCCAACCAAGUGACCUAGAUAUGGAACCUGAUGAAGACUGGAUAAAAACCAGAAAAGAUGAAAGCCAUGCUUUUCAGGAAUGGGAUGAAGAUGCUGAUAUAGAUGAAUCUGAAGAAAACUCAGAGGAAUCCUUGGCUAUCAGCAUUAUUCAGAAAGAGAAGGCUGUGUUGCAGGGUGUCAUUCAUAAUGUUCUCCCCCGUGUCGGCACCUCAGUGAAGACGAUGGGGCUGGCAUUCAGUUCAGCUGUGUCUAACAAAAUGGUCAGACAGAUUUUAGAACUUUGUCCCAACUUGGAACAUCUUGAUCUCACUCAAACUGAUAUUUCUGACUCUGCAUUUGAAAGUUGGUCUUGGGUUGGUUGUUGUCAGACUCUCCGGCAUCUUGAUUUGUCUGGGUGUGAAAGAAUUACAGAUGUGGCCAUAGAAAAGAUUUCCAGAGCCCUGGGGAUUUUGUCAUCCCACAAAGCAGUAUCUCAGAAAAGUUGUCGAAACAGGGGUGGAAAAACAAUGUGGAAAAGCAAAGAUAUCACCUUGCAGGCCAGUAAAAAGGACUGUGGCUUGCAUGGUAUUACAAAUGAAAACGUGAUUAAGGAAGAAGGGAACGAAAGCCAUUGGAAUGCAACUGUCGGCUCAGAUGGCUUCAACUCUGCCUAUAUCUGGAUGUUAGAUGCAGAAGAUCUAGCUGAUAUUGAAGAUGCUGCAGAGUGGAAGCACAGAAAUAUCGAGAGUGUUUGCGUUGUGGAGCCUGCAUCCAGUUUCACCUGUUCAGCCUCAUGUUGCGGCAAAGACAUUUUCGGACUAAGGACUAGCAUCUGCUGGCAGCAGCACUGCACUUCUGCUGCCUUGACCUACUGUGGUCACACUUUCUGUUGUGCUGGGACAGCGUUAAGGACUCUUCAGGCACUCCCGGGCUCCUCUGUGCUAUCUAAACAGGCACCAAGGACUAGUAGACAGACAGAGAAGAAAGACUUGGCAUCCUUUGGGAGUGCAAAAUCAGACCAAGAGAUGGCACGGAUUCUGCAGUUCCUCAGUCUGUCAGGGUGUUAUCAGAUAACAGACCGUGGUCUCAGGAUGCUGGCUCGGGGAGGAGGGCUUCCUCAUCUAGAACACCUCAAUCUCUCUGGUUGUCUUACUGUAACUGGUGCGGGCCUGCAGCAUUUGGUCUCGGUGUGUCCUUCUCUGAAUGAUGAACACUUUUACUACUGUGACAACAUUAACGGUCCUCAUGCCGAAACCGCCAGCGGAUGCCAGAACUUGCAGUGUGGUUUCCGAGCCUGCUGCCGCUCUGGUGAAUGACCUGACUUCUUACCUUUCAGUCUACUUCAUUAGCUCAGCAGGCUUUCUUUCAUGCACUUUACUUACAGUUUGUAUCUUGUGUUAACAGCAGUUCCCUUUUGGAGUGCGAUUGGUAGGUCCUUUUUGCCCUGUAAUUCAGAACCAUAUCAGCAAACUGUGUAGUGUCAUGCCUUGCUCGCAGUGUGUCUCACUUUAUUUGGAAGGCCGCGGGCUUGAUUUUUAUGCUGCGAAAAACUUACCAAAACUGUUUUGACACUCUUUCCUGAUGUUUGGCACUUAUACUUUUGAUUUAUUCUGUGCUAACUCUGUAAGAUUCUUUAAGCUCACACCAUAAAUCCUACAGUGAAUUUGAAAUUCUGGGUCACGUUCACCUUUCAGUAGUGACUUUUCCCCCGACUUUCCAGAUCCCAGAGUUGUCCUACUGUAAGAUUAGGGAGAUACCGUCUGUUGUUUGUUUAGCGCUGACUCUGUAUUUUUGAGCUUGAAAACCCGUAAAUGAAACAUUCCCAUCUGCAUCAGAGUUUAUUAGCAUCUGGUAUGUUAAAACACAGUAAGGACUGUGCAGU
Euleptes europaea (tarantolino) is the source of this 2738-nucleotide messenger RNA. RefSeq names its product F-box and leucine rich repeat protein 5 (gene FBXL5). Gene Ontology annotation, molecular function: protein binding. The transcript has 11 exons. Gene Ontology annotation, biological process: SCF-dependent proteasomal ubiquitin-dependent protein catabolic process; intracellular iron ion homeostasis. NCBI's taxonomy places the organism in Eukaryota, Metazoa, Chordata, Lepidosauria, Squamata, Sphaerodactylidae. The record is from RefSeq and is a predicted model, not a curated record. The coding region runs from base 94 to 2172 and encodes 692 amino acids. Gene Ontology annotation, cellular component: SCF ubiquitin ligase complex.